Medicago truncatula (barrel medic) is the source of this 2433-nucleotide messenger RNA. RefSeq names its product cation/H(+) antiporter 15. Gene Ontology annotation, cellular component: endomembrane system; membrane. The record is from RefSeq and is a predicted model, not a curated record. Gene Ontology annotation, biological process: proton transmembrane transport; regulation of pH. Gene Ontology annotation, molecular function: antiporter activity. The coding region runs from base 1 to 2433 and encodes 810 amino acids. Lineage: Eukaryota; Viridiplantae; Streptophyta; Magnoliopsida; Fabales; Fabaceae. The transcript is spliced from 3 exons.
AUGGCUAAAGUUAACGUUACCGCCCUUAUACUUAGCAGAAAAAUAUGGGUAUGUGAACACAUGAGCAAGUUUGAAAGAUCAAAAGGAAUUUUCCUUCAUGAUAACCCAUUUAGUUACACAUUGCCAGUGCUGUUUUUACAAACCUCUUUAGUUUCUCUCUUGACCACAAUUUUACAAUUCAUGCUUGCACCACUUGGACAAAGCAGCUUCGUUCCACAAAUGCUGGCUGGCAUAAUAGCAGGACCAUCAGUUAUGGGGCAAAGUGAGUUCAUAAAAAAAUGGCUAUUCCCACCAAAAACAUUCUACGUAAGUGAGACAAUCGCAUUUUUUGGAUGCAUGAUGUACAUGUUCUUAAUCGGAAUAAAAAUCGAUCUAAGUCUGGUUGUAAGAUCAGGGAAAAAAGCUUGGGCGAUUGGAAUACUUUCAUUUUUCGCACCACUGAUAAUGAGCGUAUCAACGGCACUUCUACUAAGAAAACUAAUGAUAAACCCUGAUGAAGUUCUCUAUGAAUCCAUAUUUUCUGUUGCAUUUAUCUUAUCAACUGCUUCAUUUCACGUCACCGCGAUUCACUUAGCCGAUUUAAAGCUAUUAAACUCCGAAAUGGGUCGAAUGGGGAUAUCUGCAUCCAUGGUUAGUGGAACCAUUUCAUUAGUCUGGAUUACGUCUGUCGUCGCACAGAGACAAGCAAAUUCAAGGAAAGAUAGUUCUUCUAUAGAUUCGAUGACAAUUUGUUUGCUGGCUAUGAUUGCUUUCACAAUAUGUGUUUUACGUCCCAUAAUGUUUUGGAUGAUAAGACAAACACCAGAAGGGAAACAAAUUAAAGAAUCGUACAUACUUUCGGUAUUUUUAAUGUUAUUAGGCUGCUCGUUAUUUAGUGAGGUUAUUGGAGAACAUUUUAUGCUUGGUCCUGUAAUUUUUGGCAUGGCUGUACCUGAUGGACCGCCAUUAGGAUCAGCAUUGACUGAAAGAUUGGAAACAAUGGUGUCAACAAUAUUUUUGCCAUUGUACUUUCUUUAUAGUGGUGCUAGUUUCAAAUUUUUCGUAAUUGAUGCUCGUACCUUUGCAAUUGUACAAGUUGUUGCUGUAGUUGCAUAUUUGGGGAAGGUUGGUGGUACUAUGUUGCCUUCAAUUUAUUCGAAGAUGCCAGUUAAUGAUGUUCUAUUUUUAGGACUACUUAUGAGUGCUCAAGGCAUCACACAAGUACUUUACUUGCAGACUUCUUUCAACCUUUAUUUUAUGGAUGCAGAAAUAUAUGGUAGUGGGUUGAUAGCUGUUCUAUGGUUAACAGGAAUAACCACACCCAUUUUGAAAUUCCUAUAUGACCCAUCUAAGAGAUAUUUGUCCUUAAAUAAGAGAAGAACCAUUGAACAAUCAACUUCAGAUAUUGAGCUACGUCUCAUGGCAUGUGUACACAGUCAAGAAAACACACCAUCCAUUAUCAAUCUUCUUGAAAUGUCAAACCCUUCUUUGGAAAAUCCUAUUUGUUUCUAUGUCCUACAUCUUAUUCAACUUAGAGGAAGAUCAGCACCACUUUUCGUAGAUCAUCAACGAACAAGCAACAAGACAAAAUCGUCGCACUCCUCUAGUUCAAAUCACAUAAUAAAUGCCUUUAGAUCAUAUGAGCAACACAAGUCAAAUAAUGUGAUUGUGAAACUUUUCACAUCGAUCUCGCCUUUUGAGACAAUGCAUGAUGAAAUAUGUUUGCAAGUAGCUGAAAAGAGAGUGUGUUUAUUGAUUUUGCCUUUUCAUAGACAAUGGAGACCUAACGGAAUGACAGAAGCAGCACACCCGGUUCGAGCUUUAAAUCGCCACUUGCUCAGAAAGGCACCUUGUUCUGUUGGGAUUCUAAUCGAACGUGGCACUUUGAAUAGGAACAACCCUUUAACUAGUGUCUCAUUCUAUAGUGUUGGAAUAGUUUUCAUCGAAGGUGAGGAUGAUCGCGAAGCGUUAGCAUACGCGAUGCGAAUGGCGAAUCACCCAAACGUAAGGAUCACAUUGGUUCGAAUAAUGGAGCCUAGAAAGAAAAAUAAGAACUUGCUGAAUAGGGAUCCGGACGGCGAUUUGGUUCACAGGUUUAAAGUGGAUUGUAUUCAAAUUAAACGUCAUGACUAUAAAGAGGAAAUAGCAAAAGAUAGUGUUGAAAUGAUAAAUGCUAUGAGGUCACUUGAAGGUUGUUUUGAUUUGAUUUUGGUUGGUAGAAGACAUACAAGUGAGUCAUGUUUGUUUAGUGGACUGACUGAAUGGAAUGAGUAUCCCGAACUCGGUCAUUUGGGAGACAUGUUAGUGGCUUCAGAUUCUACUUUUGAUGGUUCUGUUUUGGUGGUUCAGCAGCAAAAGAGAUCAGGGAUUGGUUAUCAUGAUUUGCGUCUAGAUUCCGGUAUCAUGACAAGGCAAGAAACCUUGACCAUUGUCGAAGUACCUCGUGAUAGAUAG